Molecule: messenger RNA, 970 nt
Organism: Fragaria vesca subsp. vesca
Lineage: Eukaryota; Viridiplantae; Streptophyta; Magnoliopsida; Rosales; Rosaceae
Product: RING finger protein 150-like
Exons: 1
Coding region: 377-793 (138 amino acids)
Molecular function (GO): zinc ion binding
Source: RefSeq, a predicted model, not a curated record
AGACUCCAUUAUACUUUGGUGUCUCUGACCGACACCCAUCUCCGGCCCUCCUCCGGUAAUCAAGAAACUUCCCGCUUUCCCUAAUGAAAGGCCCCGCCACAACGCGCCACCUCAUUCACCCUCCCCCAAGGUCCCCGCGACACGUGUCCUCUUCGUUACUCUACAGUGAAGCCCUACACGUGUCGCCACGUGUUGCCUCACAUCCCCCAACCAUGGUUAGGUUAACUCUCCUAACCCUCCCCCCUCUCUAUUUAUCACCGCGCCCAAACUUAGGUCAUGGUCUUCGUCUUGUGGAAGCACACACAUCCCUCUGGUUUUGCUUCUUCCUAAAUAAAACUUAAGAGCUCAAAACUAAGACUUUCUCACUGGUAACAAAAUGGGGCUGUCGAACUUUCCGGGGACAUCGGAGGGGGUGCUACCGGUGCUGGUAAUGAACACGGUGCUGUCGGUGGCGCUGCUCAAGAGCAUGGUGAGAUCCGUGUUCCAAGUAAUGAGUGGCGCCAAUGUGGCUGCGUCGACUCAGAACCUAGAGGAGGAUGGUCCAGAUGGGUGUAACACUAGAGAGAGACGAGUCUCGGUGGCGCGGUACAAGUCGAUGUGCCACAAGAGAAGCAAGAGAGGAGGAGGGAGCAGAUUGGCUAUGAUGGUGGAGUGUUGUGUGUGUCUGUGUGGUUUUGAAGAGGAGCAGGAGGUUAGUGAAUUGUCUUGCAAGCAUUUCUUCCACAAAGGUUGCUUGGAGAAGUGGUUUGAUAAUGACCAUACUACUUGCCCUCUCUGCCGCUCUGUUUGCUAAUACAGAUUAUGAACACCAAUAACAAGAACAACAACCUACAACAACAAGAAGGAUGUGUUCUUUGUUCUUUUUUACCGAAUUAAUAUGAGGUUUUUGGAGUGCUUAGUUCAUACUGUUGCUGUACCCUUUUUUUUGUUCUGUUGCUUUUUGAGCAGGAUUAAGAGACUUCGUUUUUUU